Molecule: messenger RNA, 843 nt
Organism: Ostreococcus tauri
Lineage: Eukaryota; Viridiplantae; Chlorophyta; Mamiellophyceae; Mamiellales; Bathycoccaceae
Product: unnamed product
Exons: 1
Coding region: 1-843 (280 amino acids)
Source: RefSeq, a predicted model, not a curated record
AUGCGUUUGGAGCGAUACGAGGGCGUGCGAGAGGCGUUGGCGUCGACGCCGUGCGAUGUGUACCCGGACGUUGACGCCAUCGCUGAAGCGCAUCCGGAGGUCACGCUCGAUGCCCUGGUGAGCGUGUACGCGCAGGAGGCGUCGAGGAAGAUACGGGGGAAUCACGGGAGACACGCACGGAACGUGGCGGCGCACGCGAGACGGUACGCGGAGGGAGAGGAUAUUUUUCGCGUCGCGGCGGAUGCGGAUUUUCCGGCGUGUCAGAUGAUGCGCCUGUUGCUCGAACAUCUCUUAGGCGUGUCGCACAAGGCGGUGGGAGGGAUAUUGAGAGAGCCGUAUUCGCGGAUACCGGCGACGCCGGAGAUUGGGACGGUGGCGGCGAAGUACGGGGCGACGCUCAUGCGUCGGUUGCGCGCGGACGUCGAGCGCGUCGCGGCGUGGGAUCAUCAGGCGUCGCCCGUGGUGGAUACGUUACGGCACGGCGCCGGAAAGGAGUACGAAGAUUUGUUAGAGGAGCUCUUGCGGGCGGAGGGGAUCCCGUUCGUCACCGAACGGGAUCUGAGGGCGGACGGGCACGCGCGGACGCCGGAUAUCAAGCUCGAGGUGCCGAUCGCGGUGCGUGGACGAAUCGUCAACUGGAUCGACUCCAAGGCGUCGUUCAGCGACCCCAUCGUGCACGUGGAGAAGGGUUUGGAGCAAUUUCAGGGUUACGUCAACAGAUUCGGACCAGGGAUGGUGAUUUAUUGGCACGGCGUCGUGGACGAGCUCAAUAACGACCCAAACGUCCUGUUAGUCGACGCGUUCCCGCCCUCGAGCGAGAUCACGAAACUCCGGAUGAUUUAG